CUCCGCUUCAAAGAUUUAUCGAGCGAAGAAAAGGAAACUUUUGUCAACAAAAAAGGAUUAGCUUAUGAAGAUCAAAUACUCCUCAGUUCAGAGGAAGGAGUGCAAUGUCUAAAAACGUUUUCCGACGCAGUGGUUUGUAUUACAGUUAAGAAGGCCUACGGCACAGGCUUCCUUGUUCAAGUAAACAACGACGUUGCUGUAAUUACCAACUCACACAGCAUAAGAAGGACGAGCAGUGGUAAAGGGAUUGAUUUUAGUAUGGUCGAACCACGCGAUGUUCGAGUUACUUCUUUUUACGAUGAUAGGGGAUUGGGCAAAGCACAGGUUACUCACGAAGUAGAGAGGAUUGAAAAAGUAUCGCCUCCAGACAAGAAUAAAGAGGAAAACGUUCUACGAGAUACUAUGAAAAAAGCGUUACAUGGAGAUGGCACGAAAGAUUCGCCAUAUAUUAGAAAAGCUGAAGAAGCUUUAAGUUUCCUCGAUUCGUAUUUCAACGUUAGGGAUGCUUUCUUAGAUUAUGCAUUUUUGUACUUGAAGCCACUACAAAAUGAAGAGCAGAAAGCUAAGUUUAUAAAUGUGAAACCAUUAGAGAUGAAACCCGUUACCUUACAAGAACACUUUCUAAGAAUUUUUUCAGUCGGAUUCCCUGAUCGUUAUCCUCAUUCACUUAGGCUUUUCAGCAUCUCUCAUCCUCACAGCAAAAGCCAGCAAGUGUCGUUUGGAGGACUAGAAAGUGACCUCGUCCACGUUUACAAUCUUAACCUGAGCUAUGGUCAGAAUGACAGAGGAAUGAUUGGAGGGAAAGACCCAUUCGUCGAACACUCGAUUGCUACUUGCCCUGGAUCCUCGGGCGCUCCAAUCUUCCUUUACACCUACAACCAUGAAACGGGUGAACUGAUUGUCGACGAGGGUGUUUACUUUCUCCAUUUUUAUGGGGAAGUAAAGGGCAAACUUCACGGGAAGGCUGUGUCAUUUUCUACUAUUAGAAAAAAUAUGCCAUUGCAAGAACUUCACAACGGACUAGCAUCUGCCCUUGCUGAG
This is a messenger RNA of Porites lobata, 1041 nucleotides long. NCBI's taxonomy places the organism in Eukaryota, Metazoa, Cnidaria, Anthozoa, Scleractinia, Poritidae. The record is from the annotation of a GenBank genome assembly.